This is a messenger RNA of Lepisosteus oculatus (spotted gar), 866 nucleotides long. NCBI's taxonomy places the organism in Eukaryota, Metazoa, Chordata, Actinopteri, Semionotiformes, Lepisosteidae. The record is from RefSeq and is a predicted model, not a curated record.
CGGUCUUAACUGCUGAUACUUGAAAGCAUGUGAUAAACCUGCUGGAUUGGGACCCUUCACGGCUGAAAUUGUCAGCUCUGUGCUUGGAUUGUCGGGAGAAUUGCAGUAUGUUAUUGGAUUUUCCUAAGAGAACUGUGGUUGUUUCAAUUCUUAUAAAAGUUCACUGUUGAUUUAGCAAGGUUAACACAGAUUAGGUCAUACUGAAAUCGUAGUAAUCUCGCAGGGUAACAUAGAGAGGUAUAGGACAGCAUGACAUCAUUGCAGCACUUUCAUGAACUGCUCAACCAUUUCAGGGCCAUGCUGGUGCGGAGCCUAUCCCAGGAAGUGUUGGGCCUAAGGCAGGAUACACCCUUGAUGGGACGCCAGUCCAUCACAGGGCACAGCAGCAUGACACGCUAUGUGCUUGGCAUUACUAUGAUCAAACCAUGCUAAACUGCAAAAAUGUCUUGCAAAUUCACUGAAGUAACUUCUCAUGAGGGAGUACAGUGCAUUCAGUGCAAACAUUUGCAAAAUUGCAGAUUCCUACGAAGUUCACCCCGAGGCCCCGGGCCAGAGACGGCUGUGCUCCUCCAGAGUGUGUCCACCCCUGGAGAUUGACGUCACCGAGGAGGAGCUCCGGCUGCUGCGAUCCUGUCGGCCGUUCCUGAGAGACCUUGGACUGGAGGUGACUUUUGUGGAAACGGGGGCCCCCAGGAUUCUGGUGGGGAAAGUGCCGGUGUGCUUUUUAGAGAGAGAGGCCAACGAGCUGCGCCGGGGGAGGCAGACUGUCACCAGAGCCAUUGUGGAGGUGAGGAAGGAGCCCCAGUAGCCUGACGAAGACAGAACUGAGGUGCCAGGAACCUUACCCGAUUUUCUAAUGCUCUUGC